Messenger RNA from Cololabis saira (Pacific saury), 3696 nucleotides. RefSeq names its product alkB homolog 8, tRNA methyltransferase (gene alkbh8). Gene Ontology annotation, biological process: tRNA wobble uridine modification. Gene Ontology annotation, molecular function: tRNA binding; S-adenosylmethionine-dependent methyltransferase activity. The transcript is spliced from 12 exons. The record is from RefSeq and is a predicted model, not a curated record. The coding region runs from base 1 to 2118 and encodes 705 amino acids. Gene Ontology annotation, cellular component: nucleus; cytoplasm. NCBI's taxonomy places the organism in Eukaryota, Metazoa, Chordata, Actinopteri, Beloniformes, Belonidae.
AUGGACGUAUGUGUAGGAACAGGAGAAAAUGCUGUUAGGAGAAGUAAAGAAGAGAAAAAAGUGUUCAAAAAACAACUUAAAGCCAGUUAUAUUUUACUAAAGCAUGAAGGCAUCGGUAUAGCACCGAAGCCCACCAAGAGUUUGGUGGUGUCUAACGGUGGCCUGGGGAACGGCGUGAGCCGAGAGGAGCUGUGUGCUGCUCUGGAGGAGAUGGGAGCCGUGCAGGGUUUGCUCAUGCCUCCUCACAAGCCCUAUGCGUUUGUCACAUACAGAUGUGAAGGCAGCGCUCAGAAAGCUCACACCCUCCUCAAUGGAAAGAAGUUGCAAACUGGGGAGAACGAUGUCACUCUCUACCUCAGCUACGUCGACUCAAUAAAUCAGGAAGAGGAGGCAUCUGUCCCUUUGCCAGAAGGGUUAUUCUUGGUGGAGGACUUUGUUUCCCCAGAAGAAGAGGCCCUGCUGCUUUCCGCUAUAGACUGGUUGCCCGUUCACAAUGAUGCCACUGCUCAAAAAUCUUUGAAGCACAGAAGAGUGAAACAUUAUGGCUUUGAAUUUCGCUAUGACAACAACAACGUGGAUAAAGACAAGCCUUUAGCUGCAGGUAUUCCUGAAGAGUGUUUAUGCGUCCUGGAGCGAUGUGUGAGGAACGGGCACAUCAGCGCCAUGCCUGACCAGCUGACUGUUAACCAGUAUGAGUCUGGACAGGGCAUCCCCCCUCAUGUGGACACUCAUUCUGCCUUUGAGGACACAAUACUGUCACUGAGUUUGGGGGCAAAGACGGUGAUGGAGUUCCGUCACCCUGAUGGUCGCGUUGUUCCCGUGGUGUUGCCCGGGCGGAGCCUCCUGGUGAUGAAAGGAGAAAGCAGAUACCUCUGGACACAUGGGAUUACUCCUCGAAAGUUUGACAUGGUGCCAGCGCUGGAAACACAGUCUGCUGCUAAAGCAACGUCUGACCUCGGGACCCAUAGCAGUCUUACUCUGAGCAAGAGAGGCACCCGCACUUCUUUUACUUUCCGCAAGAUCAAACAUGACCUCUGCCGCUGUGCAUUCCCCUCUGCCUGUGACAGUCAGGGAGCCACCUCGUCCUCUCUUCCAUCUCUGCCCGCACUUCCCUGUUGCCAUGCCGAUGCAACCCGCUUGGAGGAGGAGUAUGUGCACCGGGUGUACGACACCAUUGCCUCUCAUUUCAGUCGCACUCGCCACACUCCUUGGCCUCGUGUUUGCCACUUCCUGUCCUCGCUUCCCCCUGGCAGCGUGCUGGCUGACGUGGGCUGUGGCAAUGGGAAGUACCUUGGCGUGAACCCAGAGUUGGUUAUGGUGGGGUGUGAUCGAAGCUGUGCUCUUGUCCAAAUAUGUGCAGAGAGAGGUUUCCAAGGGUUCGUAUCGGAUGCUCUCCAUGUCCCUCUGCGAACAGGCUCCUGUGAUGCCUGUAUCUCCAUAGCUGUCAUACAUCAUUUUUCCACACAGGAGCGGCGGCUGGCGGCGGUGAAGGAGCUGGUGAGGCUUUUAAAGCCUGGUGGUCGUGCGCUCAUAUAUGUUUGGGCUUUUGAACAAGAGCACAACAAGCAGAAGUCCAAAUAUCUCAAAGAGAACAACAAAGAGGACUGUGACGAGUGCAGCAUCAUCAACGAGUCGUCAGAGGAGAGCCAGGAAGCCCAAGGAAAAGGCGGUGUUCAAGCCCCCUGCCAUUUAGAAGACGGCCCCUACCCAACUAAUAACUUGCAAGAUGUAAAGGAAGUCGCUAAAGGCAAGCUGAGUGUGCACACCAACCGCACAGCCUUUAACACACAGGACCUCUUGGUUCCCUGGCAUCUAAAAGGGAAGAAAAUGCAAGCAGAGGAAAAAUCCAGUACCGACCACAGUCCUGGAUUUGACUCGAGCAGGGGUGCCAACCACAGUUCAGACACUAAAUCCAGUGCCUUUGAUGAGACCUGCCAGAGUUCUUGCGGUAGUUCAGACGAGCAAUCGAAGAGCGGAUCGGUGCCCAUUUUUCAUCGCUAUUACCACGUCUUCCAGCUGGGGGAGCUGGAGCAGCUCUGUGCUCAGGUGGCUGGAGUCGAGGUGCAGACCAGUUAUCAUGACCAGGGUAACUGGUGUGUUGUAUUGGAGAAGGACUGAGAUUUAAGAACAUUUUUAGAACAGAUGUGCGUUUGGUAAUGAAACAAGACUGAUCGACCCAUCUAUCUUAAUAAUCUAUUUGUUAAAAUGCACACUUCAGUGAAAUAAAUGAAUAUUUGAUGAAAUAUCUGCCGUUGUGGUGACUUUGUGAAGGUCUCUUCAUGGUAUCACAUCACCUCUGUAGUGGUGUUUACCACAGUGUUGCCGAUGCACAGCUACCUGUUGUCACUGCUUGUAGUCAUAUCAACUAAAAACAUCUGGAAGAACUGAAAAGAAAGGCUGUUUGUGUUCAUGCUGCUGCUUGUCUUUGUUUUGCUCCUCUAUGGAAAAGAUAUGAGCCACAAAUACAUGAAGCAUAAUGUUUUCCACAGGAAGCUGGUCCUCUGCAGAAUGUCUUCAGUUCUGAAGACAUGAUGAGGUAUUCUACAAAGUAGGGAGGCACAGACAUUGAGGACAUUGGAGCUAAUACCACCUGGACCUGUGGACUCGCCAGGAAGAGGUUUCACCAUUUGACCUCUGAAAAAUGGUCAACAGUAAGAGUGACGGACACUGAAGUUGGGUGGUGCCAGUUUGAGUGGGGUUGUCACAGAAGGAUAGGGAGAGCAUGGAGUAACUGUUGAUUGCAAACUGAAAAAUCGGUUACCAUAGUGUCGAACUGUGAAAAACUGGCCUUUUAUUUGCCCAUCAAUUUUAAUUUUGCAUCGAAUUCCAUACCCUUACUCAACUCUGUGGUCGUCCAGUUUCCGUCUCAACUUUCAACCAACUAGCAUUGAACUUGGGCACUGGGCCAUCGCCCAUGAGUUGCCAGUUCACUUGCAAGGCUGUUUCUGUAGCUUCCUCAGUGGUUGAAUUCCCACAGUCUCUUACUCUGUGCAAGCUUAGGGCUAUAGACAAAACUUUAGAUGAAAGGUUUGACAGUUUGUUGUGUGAAAAACGUAUUUAAUACUAUUUAAUAUGUUCUUUCCCAAUAAGUGAAUACUGAAGCUGAGUGCAUCUAAGUAAGACUAAGACAUGAAAGAUAAGCCAGAUUUCCAUAGAUUUAAUUAAGCAGUUGCAUGCAAAUGGGUCAGAACAUACAUCAUGCGUCUCGAUGCAGAAUGACACAGAACAUAAGGAAGCAUAAAGAUUUUAAAGCAUAAAUGAUGAUUCAUCCUUGUGAUUCUGAUAAACAGAUCAUUGCAACAUCAAAGCUAAUCUUUUAGGGACAAAGUAUCAGUCUGCACACUGUACUCAGGCCAAGGCUAAAUACUGAUGGCAGUAGUUUUGGUUUAAUCCAACUGAAAUUUUCCAUCACACAGUUACAUACACUUAAGAAGUCCAAUGGACUUUACUGAAUCAAAUGUAAUUUUGAGUUGGAAGAUCUGGUCAUAAAGCACGGGUUGAAAAUCAAGACUGUCCUGUAUUCUAAAUGGAGCACAGACUGUGGAGUAGAGCCUCAAUAAUAAUUCCACUGCUUUGAUUUUUUUUAGCCAUCUUUGAGCUUAACAGCUGAGCUGCAGCUUUUGUAAGCGUGGGUAACUAUUUCAGAGAAAUUAAAAUUGAACUUCCUUGGCUACAUGCUAGAAACAGAAGGAUAUA